UAAAGUCCCUCCCUCGCACAGCAGCUGUAAAUAUGAGUGAAUCAGUUGAGGAGCUCAGAGAGAAAAUGGCUUUUGUCGAGUCUCUGCUGCAGUUUCCCAGCACAGGUACAUUACUGGGAACUUUGCUUUUGCUUCUGGUUUUGUAUUUGCUUUCUUCUGGAUCCAAAUCUCAGAAAGGAGGGAAAGAGCCACCGGGACCAAAACCGCUUCCACUGGUGGGGAACCUGCUGACCCUUGACCUAAAAAGACCCUUUGACACUUUUUUUGAGCUCUCUAAAACCUACGGGAACAUAUUCCAAGUCUUUCUGGGUCCCAAACAAACCGUGGUCCUAGUUGGAUACAAAACCGUCAAAGAAGCUCUUGUGAACCAUGCAGAAGAGUUCGGUGACAGAGAUACUAGAGCUGGGUACAGGACGGUGAAGCACGAGCACGGGAUCAUAUUUUCCAAUGGAGAGAACUGGAAAGAGAUGAGACGCUUCACUCUCAGCAACCUGAGGGACCUUGGGAUGGGAAAGAGAGGAAGUGAAGAGAAAAUCAUAGAGGAAAUUCAGUAUCUGAAAGGAGAGUUUGAUAAGUUUGAAGGAAAACCCUUCGACACGACACAGCCUGUGAACUACGCCGUGUCAAACGUCAUCUCAUCUAUCGUGUACGGCAGCAGAUUUGAAUACACAGACCCCCAGUUCACUGAAAUGGUCGACAGAGCAAACGAGACUGUUCAUGUUGCUGGAUCGACUUCUAUAAUGCUGUACAACGUAGUCCCAUGGUUGGGUCCGUUCAUAAAAAACAAAAAGACUAUUUUGAACAAUACUCUAAAAAGUAGACAACAUAUGAAGAAGCUGAUCAAUGGGCUUCAGGACACUCUGAAUCCACACGACAGCAGAGGAUUUGUCGACUCUUUUCUCAUCCGUAAACAGAACGAUGAGAAAUCUGGCAAGAAGGACUCAUAUUUUCAUCAGGACAAUCUUAUGGUGACGUUGUCAAAUCUGUUUGUCGCUGGUACUGACACCACAGGAACGACUCUGCGCUGGGGUCUGAUGCUCAUGGCCAAAUACCCUCAUAUACAGGAUGGAGUCCAGGAGGAGAUUGACCGAGUGAUCGGUGGACGUCAGCCGGUGGUGGAAGACAGAAAGAAGUUACCGUAUACAGACGCUGUGAUCCAUGAAACUCAGAGACUGGCAAACAUAGUACCCUUGAGUCUCCCUCAUAUAACCACCUGUGACGUUACCUUCAACGGUUACUUCAUCAAGAAGGGCACCACUGUUAUUCCUCUGCUGACGUCUGUUUUGAAGGAUCCAAGCGAAUGGGAAAAACCAAACACCUUUUAUCCAGAACACUUCCUUGAUGAGAAGGGACAGUUUGUCAAGAGAGACGCUUUCAUGCCCUUUUCUGCAGGACGGCGGGUUUGUCUUGGAGAGAGUUUGGCCAGGAUGGAGCUCUUCCUGUUCUUCACGUCUCUUCUUCAGAGCUACCGCUUCACGACUCCACCUGGAGUGUCUGGAGAUGAUCUGGAUCUCAAAGGAGUAGUUGAGUCACACUGAAUCCAUCCCCACACAAACUGUGUGCGAUCAGACGCUUGUAAAUGAAGAAAAUACUGAUUGUAAAAGAAAGUAAAUAUAUAUGUGAAUAAUGAAUAAUGAGCGAUGUGUGAUGUCCUGCAAUUUUUCAAGCUAAAUCCCUGCUGCCUGAUUUUGCAAAGUGGUGUGUCUUUUCAUACUAUUUUGAAGGGGUCAUGACAUUGGAAAUUAAACGAUGAGAAAUCAGUGAUGAUGCAGAAGGGCCCUUUGAAGGGAUUAGGGCAUGGAGAUGAGACCUUCUGAAUGGAAAGCAGAGUAGGUCUCUUCAGGAAAGUAAUAGAAAUGACCUGAUCAGUGGGUGAGGCCAAAACAGAGGGUUGUUUUCUAGAUUAAGUGACUUUAUAGUGAUGCUAGCAUUAAUGUUGGAGUCAGGCAAGGAAGGUAAUUUUUAUAUCAUGAUUUAGAAACACCCAGCAGUUUGAAAACGCUCAUAAAAAGUCAGAAAUGCUCACUUUUGCUCUGCAGAGACUUCAGGUCGAAACAAGAAUAAAGGCUAAAAAUAAUCAUUUUUCCAAAUAUUUUUUUUUUGUGAACUUGAAGUAACCUGUAGUAAACUUGAAGGAACAUAUUAAAGUAAUAUAAUAAUAAGUGAUAUCUUAAUUAUGAACACACUGUUUUGUAGCGCAAACAGUUUUACAAUUUCCUUCACUUUACACUUCUCGCCAUUUCUCUACAGCGUUUAAAAAUAAGGAGAAAUUCCCCAAAGAACUAAAGAACUAAAAUAAGUGAAACGCUAAGGUUAUUGCUGGAUUAUGCAUCAAUGAAGGAUGUCGUUACUCAAAUAUUGAAAUUGGUAUUUAAAUAAAGCAUAAUAGACACACUGGCAGGAAACGUGUGAAGAAUCAAGUGUUUAUUUGUAUAGAGAUUUAUUUGAGGAAGAAAAAUGCAUUUUUGUUAUUUACUUAAGAAAUGAAACAUGUUUUAAGGCGAA
This is a messenger RNA of Puntigrus tetrazona (Sumatra barb), 2505 nucleotides long. Its product is annotated as cytochrome P450 2K1-like. The transcript is spliced from 9 exons. Gene Ontology annotation, biological process: xenobiotic metabolic process. The coding region runs from base 33 to 1538 and encodes 501 amino acids. Gene Ontology annotation, cellular component: cytoplasm; intracellular membrane-bounded organelle. The record is from RefSeq and is a predicted model, not a curated record. Lineage: Eukaryota; Metazoa; Chordata; Actinopteri; Cypriniformes; Cyprinidae. Gene Ontology annotation, molecular function: oxidoreductase activity, acting on paired donors, with incorporation or reduction of molecular oxygen, reduced flavin or flavoprotein as one donor, and incorporation of one atom of oxygen; iron ion binding; heme binding.